CUCGGCUCGGCUCCUCGCUCCUAUAAGGAGCUCUCCAGCUUCGAGCUUGCUGAAUUCCAAAUCGCAGUUCCUGGAGGUGGAUUCAGGACCUGCCUUCGAUGUGCGCCUUCGGCGUUGGGGCGCACGUCGUUUUGGACCUGCUCUUGUACGGAGAUUUGGCGAAAGGGGUGGGGGGAUCUUUCCCUCUCCCUCUCCAGCAUUUCUUAAGAGUGCCUGGAUGCCGGGUGGAGUAAAUGAGCCAAGGAAGGGAAGCCAAGCCAGAGCAGCCACGGUCUGAAAUUGGAGAUUAGGGGAGGCAGGGACUGCACAAGAAAAUGGAUCCUAUUCCCCAACUCUUCCGCGUUUUGACUUUGAUGCUGUUCAGUUUCUGGCAUCUUGGAUUAGCAGCUCCCAACCAUAAUUGUGAAGAGCCGCUGGUACUCUCGUUACCCGCGACAGCCUUUGACAGCUCCUCCGAGCUCUCCAGCAGUCACAGCCCCAGCUUUGCAAAGCUCAUCAGACGGGAUGGAGCUGGUGGCUGGUCCCCAUUGGAUUCUAGCAGGGAAGAAUGGCUCCAGAUUGAUUUGGGAGACAGAGUGGAAAUUACAGGUGUUGCUACUCAAGGAAGGUAUGGAAGCUCAGACUGGACAACAAGCUACAUUCUAAUGUUCAGUGAUACAGGUCGCAACUGGAAGCAAUAUAGAGAGGAAGACAUCAUCUGGGUCUUCCAAGGGAACACCAAUGCCGACAGCAUUGUACAGCACAAGUUUCUGCACUCUGUUAAAGCUCGCUUUGUGCGCUUCAUUCCUCUGACGUGGAACCCAACCGGGAAAAUAGGCCUGCGGGUUGACGUUUUUGGGUGUACAUACAAAUCUGAUAUUGCUGACUUUGAUGGGAGGAGCUCCCUCCUCUACAGAUUCAACCAAAAAUUGAUGAGUACCUUCAAAGAUGUUGUUUCCCUGAAGUUCAAGAGCAUGCAGGGAGAUGGGGUCCUGUUUCAUGGAGAAGGGCAGCGUGGAGACUACAUCACACUGGAGCUGCAGAAUGGGAAGCUUUCUUUGCACAUCAACUUGGGAGAUGCCAAGCUCCGUUUCAGUAACAGCCACACCUCCGUCACCUUGGGCAGCCUCCUAGAUGACCGGCACUGGCAUUCAGUUCUCAUUGAGCGAUCCAACAAGCAAGUGAACUUCACAGUGGACAAGCACAUGCAGCAUUUCCGGACUAAGGGAGACUCAGAUGACUUGAACAUUGAUUACGAGCUCAGCUUUGGAGGAAUCCCUGUCCCCGGAAAACCAGGAACAUUUCUGAAGAAAAAUUUUCACGGCUGUAUUGAGAACCUUUAUUACAACGGAGUCAAUAUCAUUGACCUGGCAAAAAGACGGAAGCCACAGAUCUACACUGUGGGUAACGUGACUUUUGCCUGCUCAGAACCACAAAUCACUCCCAUCACCUUCGACAGCUCCAACAGCAGUUACUUGCUGUUACCAGGCACUCCCCAGCUUGAUGGCCUGUCAGUCAGCUUCCAGUUUCGAACGUGGAAUGAGGAUGGCCUGCUCCUGUCCACUGAGCUGUCAGAAGAUUCUGGCUCACUCCUGUUAUAUCUCCAGCAUGGCAAGAUAGCGCUCAUCAUACGGAAGGCAGCAGAGAAAUAUGUGGCCAUCAGUGCAGGCAGCAAUCUAUAUGAUGGCCUAUGGCACUCAGUUAACAUCAAUGCUAGAAGACAUCGCAUCACCCUAACUCUAGAUAAUGAUGUAGCAUCUGCUGUUCAUGCAACCACUGUUUCGCAGAUUUAUUCAGGGCACAGCUACUAUUUUGGAGGGUGCCCUGACAAUUUUACCGAUUCGAAAUGUUUAAAUCCCAUUACGGCUUUCCAAGGCUGCAUGAGACUCAUCUUUAUUGAUAACCAGCCCAAGGACCUCGUUUUAGUUCAGCAAGGUUCCCUGGGGAAUUUUAGUGAUUUGCACAUUGAUCUCUGUGGCAUCAAAGACAGGUGUUUGCCAAACUACUGUGAACAUGGAGGAAAAUGCUCCCAGUCCUGGAUGACGUUCUACUGUGAUUGUAGUGAAACUGGUUACAUGGGAACGACCUGCCAUAACUCUAUUUAUGAGCAGUCAUGUGAAGCCUAUCGGCACCAAGGGAAAACAUCUGGCUUCUACCACAUUGAUUCUGACGCAAGCGGUCCGCUGCCACCACUCUUAGUCUACUGCAAUAUAACUGAAGAUAAGAUCUGGACUGUGGUCCAGCACAACAACACUGAGCUGACUCGAGUCCAUGGGGCUGAUCCUGGGAAGCCAUUCAGCAUGAACUUCAACUACAACGGCAGCAUGGAGCAGCUGGAGGCAAUGAUAGAUAGUGCUGAAUACUGUGAACAGGAGGCAGCUUACCACUGCAAGAAGUCACGUCUGCUCAACACCCCAAAUGGAAUGCCAUUUGUUUGGUGGGUUGGUCGUGCCAAUGAAAAACAUCCUUACUGGGGAGGGUCUCUUCCAGGAGACCAGCAAUGUGCAUGUGGAUUGGAAGAAAGCUGCUUGGACCUCAGAUACUUUUGUAACUGUGAUGCAGACAAAGAAGAAUGGACUAAUGAUACUGGCUUCCUAUCCUUCAAAGAACACUUACCUGUGAACCAGAUAGUCAUCACUGACACAAAUAGACCCAAUUCUGAAGCUGCCUGGAGAAUUGGCCCUUUGCGUUGCUAUGGAGAUAGACAGUUCUGGAAUGCAGCUUCAUUCAACACCGAGGCCUCGUACCUUCUUUUCCCCACCUUCCAUGCAGAGUUCACUGCGGACAUUUCUUUCUUUUUCAAAACAACUGCUAUGUCUGGGGUCUUCUUGGAAAAUCUGGGCAUGAGAGACUUCAUCCGACUUGAAAUAAGCUCCCCUAAAGUGAUCACCUUCACAGUAAAUGUUGGAAAUGGUCCGGUUGAAGUCAUCGUCUGGUCUCCAAAGUCCCUGAAUGACAACCAGUGGCAUUAUUUGCAUGCUGAGCGGAAUCUCAAGGAAACCUCUCUCCAGGUGGACAACCUUCCAAAGAAGAUUGUGGAAGCACCUGCUGAAGGACACUUCCGACUGCAGCUGAAUAACCCGUUAUUUGUAGGGGCAACUGCUUCUAGACAGCAAGGUUUUAUGGGCUGUAUUCGCUCUCUUCAGCUGAAUGGGCAGAAGCUUGACCUUGAAGAGAGAGCCAAGGUGACCCCUGGGGUCAAACCUGGCUGCCCUGGACACUGUAGCACUUAUGGUAGCCUUUGCCGCAAUGGAGGGAAAUGUGUGGAGAAGUUCAAUGGCUACUUCUGUGACUGCACCAAUUCUCCAUAUGAAGGACCAUUCUGUAAAGAAGAGGUUUCUGCACUUUUUGAAGCUGGCACUUCCAUUACCUACAUCUUCCAGGAGCCUUAUCCUGUGACCAAAAAUGCGAGCUCUGCAUCCUCUGCCAUUUAUGCAGACACCUCUACAUCCAAGGAGACCAUUGCCUUUACCUUCCUGACAGCCCAUGCACCAAGCCUCUUGUUCUACAUCAACAUAUCCUCUCAUGACUAUUUGGCUGUUAUUCUCUCCAAGAAUGGAAGCUUGCAAGUCCGAUACAGACUGAGUAAGGACAGAUCCCUUAUUUUCACAAUUGAUUCUGGAAACUUUGCUAACUGGGAGCUACACCAUGUGAAGAUAAAUAGAGAUGGAAGAGAGCUGACUAUUCAGAUUGACCAGGUUCUCAAAGUCAAGCACAACUUUUCUUCAGAGGCUGACUUCAGGGCCAUCAAAUCUCUGUCCUUAGGGAAAGUCACAGAUAGUCAGGGUCUAGAUCUGGAAGUCUCCAAAGCAAAUUCCUUUGGAUUUGUAGGAUGUAUGUCAUCUGUCCAGUACAACCACAUAGCUCCACUGAAAGCUGCUUUGCGGCAUCCCAGUAUAGCACCUGUGACAGUCCUGGGUUCUUUGUCCGAAUCAAACUGCAGAUCUUUGGUUGAAGUUGAUGCAAAUACAGCAACUACAAUAUAUUCUUCAUCAGAUCCAUUUGGGAAGGCAGAUGAGAAAGAGCCACUCACCAAUACUGUAAGGAGUGAUUCAGCUGUCAUUGGAGGUGUUAUAGCAGUGGUGAUCUUUAUCAUCUUUUGCAUUGUGGCCAUUAUGAGCAGAUUUCUUUACCAGCACAAACAGACGCAUCGGAGCAGCCAGACAAAGGAAAAGGAAUAUCCAGAGCACCUUGACAGUUCUUUUAAGGCUGACGUUGACUUGCAGAACACAGUGAGCGAGUGCAAACGAGAAUACUUCAUCUAGUGGACUCUCCAGCUCCUUGUUACACUUUGGCAUUUCUUUGAUUACGAUACUGAUUAUUGUUAUUUUUUAACCCAUCCAUCUCUUUGGAAUUCCCCCACCUUUUUGGAAAGAACCCACUUUGCACAGAAGAAAGUGACAGCAGCUCCAGCGCCUCAGUCUCUUUCCCAAACACAGCACAGUUAACACCUAACAGCUCAAGCAGCCGUGGGUUUCACCUGAGUUCCUCAUAAUGUGCAUGGUUGAUUGUUGAUUUCCUGGAUUUCUGAAAUGUUGCUUUCUGGACUCAUUUAAUUCACCAUUUUAUGUCGGACCUGAGUGAUAUAUACUAGAGGUAAAGUGUACAAGCUAACUAUGUAGCAUCUCAGCUAUUGCAACAAGGUAGUGGGAAAGAAUAAGACCAAAUUAUAUCAUUAAAAAUGUUUAAGAGGAGUCAAAUCCUUUGUUUUGAAAACUAGCAUAAUAAUUCCGUUUCAUGUUUGUGGUGCUGUGAUGAUUUUUUCAAGCUGAGGAUCUGGAAUGACUUUUCGUUUGACCCCCUUUUCUUUCCCCUUACCAUUUUAUUGUAACUUUUGUGACUGGAAGAUUCCCCUUUAUUCUUUUUAAUGUAGCACCCUUGAUGAAAACAGUGUUCCAAAUUAGGUCUGGGGCAAACUUUUGUGGGUGGAUGAAAUUGCAAUAUUUUUCAGGGGUGGUGUAGGCUUUUGGGAACAGAGAUGAGACAACAGGAGGUUGUAGUCUUACUUUUAUAGGGUGGGGG
Molecule: messenger RNA, 5001 nt
Organism: Elgaria multicarinata webbii
Lineage: Eukaryota; Metazoa; Chordata; Lepidosauria; Squamata; Anguidae
Gene: CNTNAP5
Product: contactin associated protein family member 5
Exons: 24
Coding region: 315-4244 (1309 amino acids)
Molecular function (GO): calcium ion binding
Source: RefSeq, a predicted model, not a curated record